Amphibalanus amphitrite is the source of this 2574-nucleotide messenger RNA. Its product is annotated as matrix metalloproteinase-2-like. Gene Ontology annotation, cellular component: extracellular matrix. NCBI's taxonomy places the organism in Eukaryota, Metazoa, Arthropoda, Thecostraca, Balanomorpha, Balanidae. Gene Ontology annotation, biological process: proteolysis; collagen catabolic process; extracellular matrix organization. The record is from RefSeq and is a predicted model, not a curated record. Bases 279 to 2093 code for a protein of 604 amino acids. Gene Ontology annotation, molecular function: zinc ion binding; metalloendopeptidase activity. The transcript has a single exon.
GUGCGGCCCGGCGGUCGCUCAGGGUGAGUCAUCCACCCGUGCAGAGGCCGCUACAUGGCCGCCACCUGCGGCCAGCGACUCAGUCGACCGCCAGCCGCUGUUCAGAGCGUGCUACCAUCGCAACCGCAGGUCGUGCGCACACGUGAACCGGCGCCGACGCGUGCAGUGCGUGUGCCGCAGCGCGUAUAACACGGUGCGACCUCGGGUGUCGGCGCAGUCCGCCGCCAGCAGUGCUCGGGUGUGGUUCGCGUCGCCUCGCCGAGCGGUGACGAUCCAACAUGGCCACUCAGGGUCAAACAGAGCCGCGGCGGCCGGCCGCCAGUGCGCGCAACAGUGCACGGACUCUGGCGCUAGCAUUGCUCACCACUUUAGCACUUGUGCCGACUCCAUCGACCGGUGCUCCACCUGCAGUGAAGGCCGAUGUGCGACUGCCUCGCGACGUCUCACUUAAGGUCACCGUGCGGCCAUCAGUGCUGUCUCGUUCGAGGCGUGCGCCUUUCAUCGACGACGACGCGCUCAACAAGCUAAUGCACUACGGCUACCUGCCCGAGUCAGAUCGUGAGACUGGCGCACUACGCGACGAGUCUCAGCUGACGGACGCCAUCCGGCAGUUCCAGCGCUACGCCCACAUCCCCGAGACUGGUGUGGUGGACGAGCUGACGCGAAGACAGUUCGCCAAGCCGCGCUGUGGCCUGCCCGACGUGCAGCCGCGCGGCCGCGGCAAGCGCUACCGGCGCCGCCACAAGCGCUACGCUCUCCAAGGCCAGAAGUGGGACAAGACCGAUCUUACAUGGACCGUGGCGUCGCACACUCCUGACCUGGACUCAACGACCGUGUACCAUGAGCUGGCGCGAGCACUCAAGAUCUGGUCGGACGCCUCUGUGCUGACGUUCACCUACGUGCACAGCGCUGACGCCGACAUCAUUAUCAGCUUCCACACGGGCUACCACCAGGACGGCUACCCGUUCGACGGCACGGGCCAAAUCCUGGCGCACGCCUUCUUCCCGGGCACCGGCCGCGGCGGUGACGCCCACUUUGACGAAGCCGAGACCUGGAUCCUGAACCACGAGGAGAAGAAGCGCGAGGGCGUCAGCCUGUUCGCCGUCGCCGCGCACGAGUUCGGCCACUCGCUGGGCCUGUCACACUCGUCGCGCCAGGACGCGCUCAUGUUCCCGUGGUACCAGAGUGUGUCGGACGACGCCAAACUGCCCGACGACGACCGACUCGGUCUGGAACAGAUGUACGGCGUCUCCGGAACGGAACCACGUCUGGUGCCCAACCCCUACCCACCGCGAAAGCAGCCGCAGCCGCGGCCAACCCAGCCGCCGCGUCGGCGCACCACGACACGUUCGCCUCGCGUGCGGCCCACGCGACCGGAGCAGGCGCGUCCUGACGCGUGCGACACGCACUACGACGCAAUCAGCGUCAUCCGAGGCGAGACGUUCAUCUUUUCGGGCCAGUACUUCUGGCGCAUCAACCAGUACUCGGGCACGCACAAACCAGUGCCAGUCAAGAUCUUCAACUUCUGGUACGGUCUGCCGGAGAACCUCACCAAGAUCGACGCCAUCUACCAGCGACCACAUGACCACAAGAUCGUCAUCUUCAUCGGUCGGCAGUUCUGGGUGUACAACAGUAACACGCCAGAGGCCGGCUACCCGCAGCCACUGACUGCCCUCGGACUGCCCGAAAGCCUCGACGGCCUCGACGCCGCCAUGGUCUGGGGACACAACGGCAAGACGUACCUCUUCCGCAACGACAUGUACUGGCGUUUCGACGAGGCCGUCGGCCAGGUGGAGCUGGACUAUCCGCGGGACAUUAGUGUGUGGCACGGGGUGCCCUACAAACUCGAUGCCGCCUUCCAAUACGGCGGCCUCACUUAUUUCUUCAAGGGACGUCAGUUCUGGCGCUUCGACGACCGUCUCAUGCGAGUGCAAAGUCCAGUGCCGUCAUUGUCAGCCGUUAAGUGGAUGGGAUGUCCAUUGACAACGGCGCGUUCAGAUAAACUCUUUUCGGAGUCGUCAAGCGGCUCCAGUCUUUCGUUCGUUGCUGCCACCUUGAUAUCGGCGCUACUGACGACACGAGUGCUGCGCUAGCCCCGCCUCCACUGCCACCCUUUAUUUAAGACUUGUUGUGAUAUGUUGUGUAAUUUAAUGUGCAGCGAAAGAAUGAAAUCGCGACGGAACGAGUGACCGCAUGAGCGAGCGCGAGGAAUGAGAACAGUGCUACAUUUUCAGGACGGUUGAUCUGCCAAGAGCGUGUUGGUGACCGGAGCGAUGGAUGUGAUGUUCUUAUAGCGAGGGUGUGGAACCCAUCUCGGACAGACGGACCAAAGAGAAUGGAAGCGCCGUGUUAGAGCUCUUUGAACCCAGAUAGCACGUGCGGUGAAGCGCUGCAAAUUCGGAGAGCUACGCGAGCUUUCUCCCAAUCCUAGUCCAAGCGAUGUAUCGCCAGUGUACAUCCACGCUCGCUCUAUAUUUUUCAUUGGCGCAAUGCGUUUGCUUCAUUGUACUCACGUCAGUUUAUAGACAUCUUGUGAUCAAGGAGGAAACAUAAUAAACUCAUAUAUUAUAUCAA